Messenger RNA from Seminavis robusta, 1365 nucleotides. The record is from the annotation of a GenBank genome assembly. Lineage: Eukaryota; Bacillariophyta; Bacillariophyceae; Naviculales; Naviculaceae.
AUGACGACCAAUCCGUUAAAGAACCAACGACGGCUCGUACUGACCGUGUAUAGAAGUUUGAUGAGAUGGUGUAAGGAAAUUCCACCAGACAUUCCUCUGGAUGAGUUCAUUCCUCCGAUGCGCGGUCGCAUCAUGGACAAUGUCGAGGUUUUUCGAACUGUCUUGCGGGAGAGUUUUCGCGAGGAAUUACCUGCAGGGAUGCCAUUGAGAGAUCGAGUUCAGGGCGGCAUUUCUGGAUUGCGACAAUUAAAUCAAGCGAGACCCGAUAUUGAAGCGUACAGUCGACAAUGGGGCGAGAGCAUUCGAAAAAUGCAAAGGAAGAAAUCGAACACAACCGACAAAAACACUGAUUCAUUGGGUACCGGUACAACAGACAUCAUGGCGGUGGAAUCUGUGUGGGUCCGGGAACAGCUAGAACGAGUGUCUUGGCUGCCAAAGUUGGAAGAUUGCGAUCCCAUGUCACUCCAAGUUGAAGAAAGCACAAAAUUUCCGUUGUUUCCUUUGAACGGACCACUGUUUCACCAGGAUAGCAUUACUGCUUCUGAUCCUGAUUCAACAACCCUCUUGGAAACAAUCCCAUUGCCUUUAUUCACACCCCGACAAGACAUCCCCAUACCAGAAAUGGAAGUGCCCCUGCAAAUUUUUGAACCUCGUUAUCGGCAACUAUACAAUGAUCUGAGCGUUUCAGAAUCUCCACGAAACUUGGUGGUUCCCUUUGCACAUCCUCUCAUUCCAGGCCAAUUUGCCAGCUUUGCUAUGGUAUACAAGUUGACCAAGCUACGAGAAAUUGCAGACGAAACCAAUGGCAGAGUCCAAUUCUUGGCGGACCAUGUAGUCACUCAACCAAUUCACAUUCAGGCCAUUCUAAACCCUCAAGUAUGGGCCACCAAGGAAACCUAUCUGCAAAUUCAAGGACACCUUGUGGAGGACGACUCCACAAACAACAACGGUGCUGAUGUGUAUGAUCCACUGAAGACUGUUUUACAGUCGUGGAAAGAUGACACCUCCCAUCCAUUGGCAACCAAAAGCUUGGCAGCUCUAGACGCGACAUCAAGUGAUGCAGGUAUUUGGGCCUUGGUUCAUGUCUGGAACCUGCAUUUUCAACAAGAGCUGCUUCAGCUGCAGCUGGGAGUAUACACACAAGUGAAACGACAAGCUGCCUUGCGCAGUCAUUUCGAUGGUGGGUAUACUCAACAACAGGUCUCCGAAGCGCAGAAACCUCAUCGACGACGGCUGCUGCAACUUAUGCUGGAUACAUCCCUUUUGGUGCCUACAUUGUUGGCUUUAGAUGAAGAGGGCAAAUGUCAACAUUUGAUGGACAUGGUGCAUCGAGAACGUCGAUUUCUCAAAACUAACUCGUUUUGA